UGCCGGGACGUGAGUAAAUUGGGAGGGGUUAUUUGCGACUUCGGGGUAAUCUUGAACUCGAGGUUUAGGCGGCCACUGUUGAUGUGUUCUACGAGUGCUGUAUCCCAUUCAUUGGUCAAGAUGCACGUCAAUCAGAGUGUCGAGGGCCCUGCAUUGACACACAUCUACUAGAACAAAUAAUGGAAAAUAAAGACUUCCCAGAUUAUUGUAUAGUUAACCAGUAUAUUAAACAAGACUACAGCAAUAUGGUAGACAUCUUCACAUAUGGCUCUAAAGACCCGGAAUCUGGAAAAACAGGAGCAGCUGUGUUUGUACCUAAAUAUCAGGUAUCUAUUAGGAAGAGAACACCAGACAAUUUAAUGGUAUUUACAAUUCCAGUGGGUGGAGGAAGUAAAUCUAGACAAGGUAGUCAUUUGCACAGACUCUCUGGCAGCACUGAAAAGUCUGCAAUCUGCACAUUCUGAUUGUAGACAAGACAUAAUAUAUGACAUUUUGCAACUUUUGUACAAACUGCAUAAUCGAGGAAAUCUCAAUAGCUUUCUCUGGGCAAACAACUCAUUUAAAUGCAAUAAUGUAGAACUCAUAAUACACAUAUGCAAAUCAGAAGCCAAGGCACUUAUUCGUAUAUAUCUGGCAGACGCUUUGGGAUAGAGAAAUUAAGGGGAGACACUUGUAUAAGAUACAGGAAAAUGUGGGUACAGGAGGAAUCAAAGUGUUACUAAGAAGAAUCAUUAAUAACAAGAAUAUGCAUAGGUCACACUGGAUUAAAUGGAAAUGUAUAUCAAAUACAAAAACACCAUACUGGGUUAAACAGUCAUUGUGAUAGUGUGUAGUAGAGACAGAUGAACAUGUCAUACUACAUUGCACAGCCUACAACAAUGAAACACAAGUAUUGCACUCAAACUUGCAGGGAAAGGAAUUCAAGUCUUUUGGCGAAAAAAAAAAAAAACAUGGAAAAUUAGAUAUGAGAGAUGAUGUUUGGAGGUUUAUUAAAGCAACAGGAUUAUAUUCGAGAAUAUCAUUUUUACCCUCUUAAUAUAAAGUAAGAGUUGUUCUUCCGCACCGCUGUUCCACACUCCAGUUCAGAUGGUGGCGGUAAUGCACCAAAAGCUGAUUUACCAACUGCCGAUAAUCAGAAGAAGAGCGUCGAAUGACGUAGGACGUGUUUGUUUUAGGUGAGAGGGGCGUUACGUGCUAGUCAAAAGUACUGAACUGACAAUACCUUAUAAAGGCAGUCUCACAGAGGAAGUGAUGUAUUAUUCAAGUAAAAGGCGAGGUGAAGAUGGAAUCACUGCUGUCAUUGACUUCCUGUUGUCCAAUGCCCGGCUGGUGCUCGGGGUGAGCGGAGCUGCAAUGCUGGGCAUUGCAACAUUAGCUGUGAAACGGCUGAUAGAGCGUGCAGGAAGGCCUCCUGAUGAAAAGCCUGAGAAUAAGAUGACGGGCAGCUGGGAGGAGUUAAGCUUGGUUAGCGUAUCCCCCAAACUGCUGCACAAGGGAAUUGAAGGAGUGGUUGUAAAACAGAUUGCCGCAGCAACCAAGAAAGCGGAACUGUCCCAGCCCAUUCCCCUUCCUUCACCUGAGCUCCAGCAGUGUGACGACGACCCACCUCAACGACGUAAACGCAUGGAUCUUUGUGAGCUGACAUUUGCUGAUCAUCUGCAGCAGUAUUACAGAACACGAGUGUGUCUGACAGCAGAGGAGGUUUCUGUAGCACAGCAGCAAGCGUUAGACAUCGCCACGGAGAUCCAGGCUUUCCUGCGUUCUAAACACCCAGACAUGCCGUUGGGCGACAUGACAUUAGCGGGGUCACUGCUCGACGACCUGCAGGUGGUUAAAGCUGACCAUGCCUGCCUGAUCGUGCCCCUGCAGUUGGAGUCUAGUCUGUGGACGGCCAUUGCAGGAGAGGACACAUUUUUGGGUCACCCUCAGUAUUGCAUGGUGCGCCGCGAAAACCUUGAGUACUUCCCGCGGGGGCGGAGCUACUGGGAUCGACACUUGUUGGGCGGAUACUUGUCAUCGCGACUCGUUUCUGAGCAACUUGGCAAGGCGGUGAUGGAAUCUAUGAACUGGCCAUCGCUGACCGGAACCCUCGAGUGUGAGGUGCGACCAGUGCUGGGGUCUCCUGAACUGAAACUAGAGAUUCGGGGGUUAAGUCAAAGUAGAUACGACAGUGCAGAAUGCUUCUAUAUUAUCAUAUUGCCAACAGUGCGGCUCGGUGAGAUGACGCUUACGGCACAACGAGAGAUCACAGGGUCAUAUGACUACGUUUGGUACCAGAGUUUGUACACCAGCGAAACGACUAAAUUGGCAACACUUGACAAAAUGGACUCUGGGUCGGAGGUCAGAAGGAAGUGCCUGAAAACAUUAAAGGCAGUGUGCCGCAACUGCCCUGCGCUACGCAAGCUUAACGGCAGCCAUCUUAGCAAUGUUAUUCUGCACAUAAGUGAGAAGGAAACUGAUUGGUCGGAAUCGGCCUUCGCUGAUAGGUUCCAACAGGUGAUCACUGAGCUGAUUGGAUACCUGGAGACUGGAAUCUUACCUAGUUAUUUCAAACCUAAUGUGAAUCUGUUUCAGGGUUUUACUGACGAUGACAUCGAUGAAAUGGGCUUUAUGCUCUACUGUGCUGUAACCGAAUCUGAGAUACUACUGGUUUGAUAAUUGUAACUCAUAGAUGCGCACGCGCAGAGUAGUACGUUUAUGAAGACAUCUGUCACCAUGGCAACUGCCAUUUGUGCACCUUUAAAGGAAUAGUUCACCCAAAAAUGAAAAUUCUGGGUUCAUUUACUUAUCGUCAUGUCAUCCCAAACCAAUAUGACUUACUUCCAAAGAACACAAAACAAGAGAUCUUGCAGAAUGUCCAAGCUGCAAAAUCGGUAAUUUUGUGUGAGGAACUGAUUGAAUGAAAGUCUCAAAUUCACUAAAUCUAUUCUUAAAUCCUAAUAUUCUCAAAUAACACUGCUCAAAUCGUGCUUCACCAUAUUUAAACUUGGAACGUCAUGAUGGGUUACAAGACGAACAAGCAUACCAAUGGCAUCUGGGAUCACUGACGUCAAAUUUCCGUUUUCAUGUGCCAUGGUUUAAUAUGCACAAGCGCGAAUGAGACUUUAUCGAAUAUAAUGACUUUAAGUUUCUUUCAAAGCUACUGUAUGGCUUCAGAAAACUUGGAAUAUAGAACAUACUGUAAGUCUUGAAGACUACUUGAAUUGUACGUUCUGGUGCUUUGUUGCAUGACAGCCACUAUAGGCACUAUGUUUAAAAAAACAUUUUGUAAAAGGGCAGCUGAACAUUGUUACUAUGUUGUGUUCUGUGUUCCACAAAAGAAAGUCAUAUGGCUUUGGAAUGACAUGAGGGUGAAUACAUUGUUCAGAAUUUUAGUUUUUCUAGGUGAACAGUUGCUUAUCAUCAUUGUGACAUUACAAGUAAUUGCUAUAAGUUGUCGAUUUUUAAAUGAUCACACAAUACCUCUUUGCCUACAAUAACUGACAUAGGCAACUAUUAUUAUUUUUUUUUUACUAUGCAGCACUUUCCUAGACAGACAAUUUUCUUGGAUGUAGAUGUAAAAGAUAUAACUAUAGGAUUUCACUAAUGAUAUUUCAGGGUUUACAAAACCUUAUUCUGUGCUUCUGAGCAAGCACUGUCCAUCACUUUAGAUGUAUUUCUUUUUAUUAUUAUUAUUCUGUUCUAGUAUAUUGCAAAUUGAAGAAAUGGCAUUAUGCAUAGAUAAUGUGAAACUACGUUGACUUUCAAUAGGAAAACGGGAAAUAUUAAGACAAUAAAACAGUACUACGGUGCUUUUGCUGAGCGUGACAGUUGUUACAUUUUGCCUUUCAAUGUUUUCUAACAUGAAAUUAAGUUCAGUUAUUCUCUACUAUGAAAUGACAAAACUGCAUGGUGUGUUUGAUUUGGAAACAUGUUCAUGUAAGUGCAUUAGAGGGUUGUGUAAACCUUAAUAAAGUUUAUAGGUGUACAGUUUGGUGAUUGGCAAAUGGACUUUCCCCUACCAAUAAUGGUGGUGUCAUUUUCUUACCUGCCCAAAUUUUACCUCUUCAGUCAUAGUCAGCAUAAAUGGCUGAAUAACAAAAAUAGACAGAAAUAAAUGUAGUGGGUCACCCUUUACUACAGCUUAUAAUGUGCCAAACUAAUUGUGUUAAAAAUAAACCGCAACAAUAGUAACAAAAUUGCUCCUACCAAUAUGCACACUGACACCACUGAGGGUUAAUGAAACCGUACUUCAUAUGAAUUCAUCUUUGCAACUCGUGUCUAAAUAAAGAGAUUUUACCUAAUUUUAAA
Messenger RNA from Myxocyprinus asiaticus (Chinese sucker), 4290 nucleotides. Its product is annotated as mitochondrial dynamics protein MID51-like. The record is from RefSeq and is a predicted model, not a curated record. The coding region runs from base 1252 to 2655 and encodes 467 amino acids. Gene Ontology annotation, cellular component: mitochondrial outer membrane. NCBI's taxonomy places the organism in Eukaryota, Metazoa, Chordata, Actinopteri, Cypriniformes, Catostomidae. The transcript is spliced from 5 exons. Gene Ontology annotation, biological process: positive regulation of mitochondrial fission; mitochondrion organization.